AUGCUUAAAACCAGUAAAAUUGGGAAUUUAUCGAAACCUAACAUCUCCUCUUUAACCCUUGUUUUCGACCAACUGAGGUACCUCAGUUUCGCAGAGGCUUACAACCCUGAGCGUGUUGCUGCUAUUUUGAAGCUGAUUCUUGCAAAAACUGGCCCACUGUCGUGUGAGGCUGUGAAAUCUCUUCUUGCCAGAUUUGUAAGAUCCGAGUGCGACGAAUUUGAUCUAGUGCGGCUGUUACUCAACCACCCGCGCCAGCCUGGGUUUCGACUUGAUGUAGAACAAUCAUCACUAGUAAUCGCUGCGCUAUUUGGAAACUACAAGAUGCUGGAAGUGCUGACCAAUGAGCCUCAUAAUAUUAAUGGAUGCCAGGCAUAUGCCUGGUGGGGAUUGAACAACGUUAAUUUUUGUACCAAGUUCUACCGAUGUUGGGACGGGCGCGGAAACUUGGGACGCAAGAUGUUGUUUCCGGAUUGUGCACCGAUACUUAUGUUACCCUUACAGAUUCCAACCCCAUUAUUUGGGGGAAUAAUGUCGCGGAGUUUAGAAGUGGUUCAACUUUUAAUUGAUAAAGGUGCUGAUGUCAAUGCUAUCACCCCGCUGGGGACACCAUUAUUUUUUGCAUCGGGGGGUACUCGUAGCGAAUCUAUGGUCCGGCUACUCAUUCAAAAUCAAGCCGAUAUCAUCACGUAUGACGCUGGAGGGAACGAGCAACCCUCACCUCUGGUGAUUGCUGCUGCUAAGGGAGCUUUUAAUAUCGUGGAUACGCUCUUAAAAGCGGGUGCGAAAGUUGACCAAGGUUCCGCCUCAGCGCAUUCAAUCUAUGGCACGAACCGUGGCGGUCAUAAAGUAAUAAAAAGAAAGUAUCCUUCUGCCAUUGAAGCUGCAGAAAUGGAAGGCCAUAAAGAGGUUGCUAAACUUCUGCGAGAAUAUAAAGCUAAAACUGACGCCACGGCGGCAGAAGAGGUCACAAAGGUCAUGACACCAGGCCAGAUUGAAGAGCUGGAGGAUGAUUGCACGGAUUGA
Molecule: messenger RNA, 1023 nt
Organism: Sclerotinia borealis F-4128
Lineage: Eukaryota; Fungi; Ascomycota; Leotiomycetes; Helotiales; Sclerotiniaceae
Source: the annotation of a GenBank genome assembly